AUGUAUCUGCCCAACUCGUCAUUUCAAAAUGAUCCAAAUUAUGAAUCUGCAGUACAGGAUAUCGAGCAGGAGAAGAAGAUGGUGGCUGCUUUGAAACGAUUGUCAAUUGGAAAUCUAAUGCAGUACGAUCCUGAUCUUCCACCAGGUUCAAUGGUUGAUAUAGAUCCAUUUGCUGCGUCAAGCCAUUUGCAAGCAGGAAGUGGAGAGUUUUAUGAUGAAGAUUUAGUCCCACAGCAUACAAGACAUGCUCAUACACAUAAUUCCUCUUCCAAUUUAUCAACGUCGAGCUCGACGCCGAGAUCGCCAUCGAAAUCACCAUCCAAAUCACCAUCAUCAUCCACAUCUCCACAGAGAGAAGACGCCUACGAAAAAACAACUUCUCCAAUCAAGAGUGCCAGCGCAAGUCCAAUUCGUAAUCAAAAGUCUCCCUCAUCACAUUUACAUGCACCUUCGUCAUUCAAUGGCAAAUCUCCUAGUCCAAGAAAACGAUACAGUUUGUCCAUGGAUAAUGAUAGUAUCUUGACUACGGAUGACGAGUUUUUUGAUGCUGCUGAAGAUCAGAUUUAUGAUGCAUCAAAUACAAUAUGGGUCCCAGCAGAAAUGCACCCUCAAGUUAACCCAGAUUCCUUCAAAACAUUAAUCAAACAUCAAGUGGAAGAGAUUAUGGAUCGUAAUCUUAAACGAAGAUCAACUAUAUCGAGGCGAUCAACCCUAUCUCGUCAAUCAUCCAUCACUGAUCAUGAGGAAGAACCUACAACUGUGGUCAGAGUUCCCAAAUUUGUAUCACAAGAACCUCCACAGCCAAGUCAAGAACCACAACAGCUGUCACUUUCAAAAACACCCUCAACUCGGUCAUCCAAGUCUGCAUCGCCACCAAAGGAUCCGUCCAAGCGUGAGUCAUGGUAUAACAAGCAAAAAAGGUUUUCAAAUCCUUCCUUGAAAGAGCUAACCACCGAGUUGCAACAAUUGUCAAAGAUGGCGGGAAUGGAUAAAAGUGAUGCUGUAACAAUUGCCAGAACUUUGUCGUGGAACUCACUAGGAUACACUGAUGUUGAGAAAUUGGCAUUUGAUGAAUUAAAUCACUCACCACCACACGGAGAUGCUAAUGUGACGUCGAGUACUUUGCAUUUGCAGCAAAGAUUGCAACAACAAUUCAAUCAGUCAUUGGAAGGUGAUGCAGUUGACGAAGAGGAGGAUCAAGAAGAACUUUAUUCCGGCACUUUACCCAUCCAAGGUUUACCUCAUGAUUUUGCAUUAAAAAGGAGUAGGAGAACUGAUUAUAGGAAAAAGGAUGCUGAGCAUUCGGCUCUGCCAGACCAACUGCCAUUGAGUAAAAAGCAAGGCCAGCACCAAGGGGACCUGCCUAUUCCAAGGGGGUACAAAACGAGAGAUUCACGGUUGUUAUUUAGUUAUAAGAAGAUGAACGAUGAACAACCGCCACAACAGAUAUCAAGCAGACAAGUAUCACCGUCAUCUCAGCAACGUGAUGCAAUCUUGAGUAACUCAUUAUCCAGGGAAGAGUACCCUGGUAGUCCAUAUACUCCUAGAAGUCUAAGCAAAGAGAAAACACCAUACAGAUCGAGUGGACAUCCGAGGUCACAUCAACAAGAUCCUUAUCAUUCUAACAGGCAAGGACAAGGGCAGCAAGAACAACGGACAGCAUACAAGCAAAGGCGUGGUAAUACUCAACCAGAUGAUUUCUCAUUCGAUCAGCAGCAGUACCCACAACAGUAUCCACAACAAUACCCACAGCAACACCCACAACAGCAACGGCAGCGCAAUGACAAAUAUUUACCGACCUUACCACAGAAUAGACAGCAAUACCCAAUGUACCCUCAAGAUAGUCAUCGCAGUCAAUCAACAUACCAGCAAGAUAGUCGAUACGCAGAACCACGCACCUCUGAAGCUCGCAAUUCUCAGCAAAGGAGUGACCACCAUCGUUUGCGUGCCCAACCUCACAUUAAACCCGUUGGAUCUCAUCAUCAAUUCAGACCAGAGAAGAAGCUCACGUCGGCGUCAAAUACCAAUAUCAAUGAUUUUAUGAUCGAUACCCCCACAAAACGCUCAAGAAACCAUCAUCGCAGUCACAAGAGAGAUGAAGUUGCACGUUAUGCAUCACAAAGACCACAACCCGAUGUACCGAUGUUGUUUCCAAGUUCGAAAGAUCCAGAAUUUGUUAGGGGACAACAACAGAAGCAACAGCAACAGCAACAGCAGCAGCAACAACAACAACAACAACAACAGCCACGUCAUAGAUCGCGCCAAGUUGCACGACCAACGGCUUCUGUCCCCGCGAGGUCGAAACAAUUACAUCAGAACUUAGAUUUACUUAGGUCGGAAAUCAAUGAAUUUAAAGAGAGUUUGAACAAGGGGCAUAGUAGGGAGAAACAGUUACCGGGAGAGCUAACACCGCAACAACAGUCACGUCGUCCACAGCAACAUCACCAGCGGGAUUUGCCCCGGCAACCACAAGAUCAUCCUAAACAACAACCGAAAAAUAUAUCCGAAUCCGAUCUCAGUUUCGAUGUUAGUUACCAAGACUUGUCAACCGACGAUCCAUUGGGAAUUGAAAAGGAAGCUUUACUUGAAUUGGGAAGGAGGAAGGAGGAUCACGUUACUUAUGGCGAUGACAUUAUUGAGUGGGAUGGGACAAGCGAGGGUGAGUUACAACCACGUGAGCAAUCCACACCUGAGCAUGAACGUCCGCUCAAGGAAUCUACCCCUGAGCAUGAACAGCCUUUCAAACAAUCUACCCCUGAACAUGAACCACCACUCAAGCAAUCGACACCCGAGCAUGAGUUACCACUUAAGCAAUCCACUCCUGAACACGAACUUGUUAAUGCCAAUGAUGACUUGUUUGCCAACAUACCUGAAGUUGACGAUGAUUUUUCUGAUUUGGAAGACGAGCGUAUUCUUGAUUCUCCAGCGAUGGCUUCAGGAGAAGAGUAUUACAAUGGAUUCUCCAAUGAGGAAACAGCUUACAAUGAUGGGUUUGACUUAUCAUCGGGUCAAUUUUCCACCACUGAUCAACCUGAUGAGGAGAGACUACAUGAACCGUUUUUAAAAAAUUACUUUCAAAGUGACUCGGAUUCCUCAUCUCGCGUCAAAACUACUUCCAAGCCAACCAAAGUCAACACCAAACUUUUCAAUAAAUCCAAUGUUCAGAUUAUUGAUUCUGACAAUUAUGAAGAGAAAAUGGGUCUCAAAAAGAAUAAAAGUAGAUCCGACGAUUCCAAUGCUAAGAAUUUGAAAAAGAAAAAGAGUUUUGGCAUAUUGUCUAGUGGUAAUUUGACUCCGCCAACUUCGAGUGAACAUGAUUUCGACGAUGAUAAGAAGUUGAAAAAGAAAAAGAGUUGGAAUUGGUUAAGGGAAAGGUCAUCGAGUUUAUCAUCGAUUGAUUCAGCUCAUCAUCAGCAGCAGCAACUGGCCCUUGGUGCAACUGCUGACCCCAAAGUACCUGGACCAGUUAGAUCAUUUUCUAAUCCUGAGCACCAAAGAACAAACACCGAUGAAAGGGAGAAUUCAAAUGCGCCUAGAAAAGCAUCACUAGAGCAUGAAGAUGUUUCUUCACUUCAUUCAGAUAAGGAAAAUGUGUUGUCUAAAUUGUUCAAGAAGAAAUCAAAGGCCAAUUUGUCUAGCACAAGUGUUAACUCUGUACAUUCACACGAUAGUAAGAAUUCAGGUGUUACCAUCAAUUAUCACGACCACAUUGAUGACUCCAAUGAGCAACGAAGCUUGAAGAAGAAAACAAGUGGGUUAUUUAAGAAACGAUCAAAGACUAAAUUGGUCGAGCAUAAUAAGAACUCAAGGGCACGUUCAUCGUCAUUGUCGAGACAAGAUCCACUGGUGACUUCAUCGUUGAGAAAAAACAGUGUUGAAGUAAUACUGCCUCAAUCGAGCACCAAAGGUGAUGCCGUUGCUGCAGAGGAGGAGACAGAAGUUCCACUUUUACAUGAAUUGGAUCCGCAACGGUUCAAGUUGGAUAAGGACUUAGAGGAAUCAGGAGAUGCGCUUGCAUCAUUCACCGACGGGGACGAUGUCCCAGUUAGAGUCAAUAUGGGGCAAGAGCCAAUGGAUGUCGAUGAUGAUCACAAGUUAACCAAUCUUGAUGUCAACAACCUAGACUCGAGUGACAAUGCAUCUGAAGUCGGACUAAAGAGUAAGAAGCUGACAGUUAAGAAACAUAAACGUUACCGUCAUAGAAAGAAGGAAAAAGAGUUAGACUCAAUCAAGACUGGAGGUGACGCGAAUGAAGUAACUGCUGUCAAGGAUCAAAGUCAAACCCCACCACAAGGAAAUGAGCCACUCAAAACUAUUGAUCAAGACACAAAGGAAAAUGGUACUACUGCCACUGCAAAUGACGAGGCUCUAACCAAAGAACAACAACAAUUGCAAAAAAUUGACAUUCAAGAGAAACUAAAAAAGUCAAUCAAACGUACUUCAAAAGCCAAUCAACCUAUCGAAUUUACUGACUCAGCAUUUGGAUUCCCAUUACCACCACCAUCACAAUCCACCAUAGUUAUGCUCGAUUAUCGAUUCCCUGUUCAUGUUGAACGUGCAAUUUAUCGAUUAUCGCACUUGAAAUUGGCCAAUCCGAAAAAGUCCUUAAGAGAACAAGUAUUGUUGUCGAAUUUCAUGUAUGCUUAUUUGAACUUGGUUGAUCAUACUUUGCAUAUGGAGCAACUGAUGGGUGGCGGUGCAGAAGAUGAAGUAGAACAGGAAGAACAGGAAAGAGGAGGAGGAGCGAGAGGCGCUGGUGAAAAUGGAGAAAACGAUGAUGGUGAUGACGAAGAAGGGGACGAGACAAUGGUUGAUCUUGAAGGAGAAGAUGCGGAUGCAGAGGAGGAUGCGGAUGAAGAGGAAGUGAAUGUUCUUGAUGAUUUUGGUACUGAUGGUGGAGUGGAUGAUGAUUUUGGUGAAGAUAUAGUUGACGGUGAUGUUGUCGUUGGAUUUUCUACCAGGACGCACCGUAGUAGUGGUGAUGAUGAUGAUGAUGAUGACGAGGUAGAGGAAGAAUUGUUGCCGAAUGAAGAAAGGAUUCGGAUAACUGUAUAG
Molecule: messenger RNA, 5055 nt
Organism: Lodderomyces parapsilosis
Lineage: Eukaryota; Fungi; Ascomycota; Pichiomycetes; Serinales; Debaryomycetaceae
Gene: ZDS1
Product: Zds1p
Exons: 1
Coding region: 1-5055 (1684 amino acids)
Biological process (GO): positive regulation of G2/M transition of mitotic cell cycle; establishment of cell polarity
Cellular component (GO): cell septum; cytoplasm
Source: RefSeq, a predicted model, not a curated record